Molecule: messenger RNA, 2521 nt
Organism: Elaeis guineensis (African oil palm)
Lineage: Eukaryota; Viridiplantae; Streptophyta; Magnoliopsida; Arecales; Arecaceae
Product: probable methyltransferase PMT21
Cellular component (GO): trans-Golgi network; cytoplasm; endosome
Molecular function (GO): methyltransferase activity
Source: RefSeq, a predicted model, not a curated record
CGCGCGCUAAAAUUCUCGUUCCUUCAAGCGGUUAAUUUGACGUCUCUCCUAUUACCGGCCCUCCUCUCCCCUCCCCAUUCCCCCAACAUCUCAUCCCUCUUUAACCACUGCUACUACGGCCUGUGCCCUCUCCGUAGCUCAACCUCUCUCCCUUAUCUCUCCUUUUUUUAUUAUUCUUUGCUUGCGAGAGAGGGAGAGGGAGAGGGAGAGGGAGAGAACCUGGAGGUUUCUAAUUUCAGAAUACAAAAUGAAGAAUAAAGAUCCUAAGCCAGGGGCAUAUCCUGAUAAAAGUUCUGGGAUAGUCCCCAUGACCUUGAUGUUCAUAGUACUAUGUGGAUCCUCAUUCUACCUUGGGGGGAUAUUUUGCUCUGAAAAGGUCAUAUUUUUUAAGAAGGAUGAGACACCAAUGAUUCAGUCUCGCAAGGAAACUGUUGUGGCUCCUCUUCAAAUUAAGUCUCUUGCAUUCCCUGAGUGUAGCAGUAAUUAUCAAGAUUACACACCAUGCACAGACCCUAAGAGAUGGAGGAAAUAUGGUAAUUACAGGCUUAGUUUCAUGGAACGCCAUUGUCCACCAAUGACUGAAAGGAAUGAAUGCUUAGUGCCUCCUCCUGAUGGAUAUAAGCCACCAAUCAGAUGGCCGAAGAGCAGAGAUGAGUGCUGGUACAGAAAUGUACCUUAUGACUGGAUAAACAAUCAGAAAUCUAAUCAACACUGGCUGAGAAAAGAAGGUGAAAAGUUUUACUUUCCUGGUGGCGGUACCAUGUUUCCCAAUGGAGUUGGUGCCUAUGUUGACUUGAUGCAAAAACUGAUUCCUGGAAUGAAGGAUGGAACGGUCCGAACUGCUAUUGAUACUGGGUGUGGGGUUGCAAGUUGGGGAGGUGAUUUGUUAGACCGUGGAAUUUUAACUGUUUCUCUUGCGCCUAGAGAUAAUCAUGAGGCUCAAGUACAGUUUGCCCUUGAACGUGGCAUUCCAGCAAUUUUAGGAAUCAUUUCUACCCAACAUCUUCCUUUCCCAUCCAAUUCAUUUGAUAUGGCUCACUGCUCCAGAUGCCUUAUCCCAUGGACAGAAUUUGGUGGGAUAUACCUGCUAGAAAUACACCGAAUUCUUCGGCCUGGUGGCUUCUGGGUGCUUUCUGGACCACCUAUAAACUAUGAAAACCGUUGGCGGGGGUGGAACACCACAGUGCAAGAGCAGAAAGCGGAUUUUGACAAAUUAAAGAAGUUUCUAGCGAGCAUGUGUUUCAAAUUGUACAGUAAAAAAGAUGACAUUGCGGUGUGGCAAAAAUCUCCAGAUAAUAGCUGUUACAAUCAACUCACUCCAGCUUCAUACCCACCAAAAUGUGAUGACAGCAUGGAUCCUGAUUCAGCAUGGUAUGUUCCACUUCGCUCUUGCAUAGCUACCCCAAACCAAAACUUCAAGAAGUUGGGGCUGCAAUCUACUCCAAAAUGGCCUAAUCGGCUGCAUAUAGCUCCAGAGCGUGUGUCCAUGCUUCCAAGUGGGAACUCUGGUGGGUUCAAGCAUGAUGACAGUAAAUGGAAGUUGCGGGUGAAACACUACAAGACCUUGCUUCCUGCUCUUGGAAGUGAUAAAAUUCGAAAUGUCAUGGAUAUGAAUACAUUGUAUGGAGGGUUUGCAGCAGCACUUAUCAGUUCUCCUGUCUGGGUAAUGAAUGUUGUCUCUUCUUAUGGAGUAAAUUCCCUUGGUGUGGUCUAUGACAGGGGGCUGAUUGGCACUUAUCAUGAUUGGUGUGAGGCAUUCUCGACUUAUCCUCGAACAUAUGACCUCUUGCAUCUUGAUGACUUAUUUACUGCAGAAAGUCACAGAUGUGAGAUGAAGUAUGUUCUCCUUGAGAUGGAUCGGAUCCUGCGUCCAAAUGGAUAUGUGAUAGUCCAUGAAAAUAACUAUUUCAUAGAUGCUAUAACAACCAUUGCCAAAGGCAUGAGAUGGAAUUGCCAGAAACAUGACACUGAAUACAAUGUAGAGAAAGAGAAGCUGUUAAUAUGUCAGAAGAAACUUUGGUAUGCAAAGCUCAGUCAGCAAUAAGUAGGAGCCGAUGAAAGCUUAGCCAAAUUUUAGGUAAAACUAAAUGGUAUAAAAAACCUUCAGAUUCUUUCAACGGAAACAUUCAAUUCAGUGCAGACUUCUCAUGAUCGGGCCCAUAUAAAGAUUUCCAAGCUGACGUGUCUGCUUUAUUCCCUGGGGUGGUCUGGAGUUGUCUCAGAACACCCAAAAUAGAUUGCCGGAAUCAUAGUAUUCGGUAGGUUCUGGCUGUCACAUAUUCUUUAUUAAAGGACAACAGCAAGGGUAUAUUUGUAACAGGAUUUGGGAGCAAGGCUCAAAAUCAACUGUAUUUUUAUGCAUGCUUUGAUGAGUUUUGAGGGCUACUGAUUCAGGGCAUACAACUGAAAUAUCAUUAGAAUAGAGGAACAUUCAUGUCCAGACAUUAUUGUGUUUCUGUGUUUGUUAGACUUGCGAACAUCUCUAUCUUCUUCGCCCCAGGAAUGUCAAAUAUUUAAGUUA